Messenger RNA from Saccostrea cuccullata (small rock oyster), 2098 nucleotides. RefSeq names its product zinc finger protein ZIC 4-like. Bases 266 to 1669 code for a protein of 467 amino acids. The record is from RefSeq and is a predicted model, not a curated record. Gene Ontology annotation, molecular function: DNA-binding transcription factor activity, RNA polymerase II-specific; RNA polymerase II cis-regulatory region sequence-specific DNA binding. Lineage: Eukaryota; Metazoa; Mollusca; Bivalvia; Ostreida; Ostreidae. Gene Ontology annotation, cellular component: nucleus. Gene Ontology annotation, biological process: regulation of transcription by RNA polymerase II. The transcript is spliced from 2 exons.
AAUGUUUACUCUAACUCAGCAGUAACCGUCAGCAGUUCCCCAAACUCUUAGAAGAAAGAACAGUAGGGGCCUAUAGGAAGCCCCGGUGACACAAGUUUUAUCUGAGGAGCUCAGGGUGACUACAAUAUCAAACCACACCAGGGACUGUGUUCUCCAAAUUCACCAUCAGCAGGAUCGCUUUAUUUUAAGCUUUAUUUUGUGUCAUCUUCAUAUUUUGAAUGAAGCUUCACCCAUUAAUUGAGUUGACACUACAGUGUAUACCAAGAUGAUCAAUCCGUUUAUGGACUCUAACCCCCAUCUACCACCCGGGGCCCUGAAGCUGAGUCCCCCGCAUCAUAUGAACGAUGGGGGGUUUGUUCACGGACAAUCAAACCAAUUUAGUCCCCCUUCCAGCGGAUACGGGGUGCCUCAUUCACAUCACGUUAGCAGCUACUCGGCUCGGGACCUUUUGCUGCGUCGUCCAGAAAUCACGAUUCCGGGACACGAUGCCAACGGGAACGGACACACUGGAAUGUUCGGAAGUUCUGCUGGCGCCUUUCACUCCCACCCAUCGGAAACCUCUAGUCAUAUGUUCUUGUCUGGACUCCAUGAUUCGGCACACUACCCUGGCAGCCAUCAUGUCAAUGGACGAUUUGGACUCCAUUCGGAGAUGUAUUCCCGUGCGGAGCAGUACAACCAAAUGGCGCCCCCUCGACAUGACCAUUUCCCUCCCCCACAACCCUUCAAUAUGCCCCCUAUGAACGGAAUGAACCCUAUGAACAUGGGAGCGCACGGACCAGGGGCAUUUUUCCGUUACAUGCGACCCCCAAUAAAGCAGGAACAUACCUGUCUCUGGAUAGACAAAGACCAAUUGGAACCCAAGAAACCCUGCAAUAAAGUGUUUUCCACUAUGCAUGAAAUUGUGACCCAUUUGACUGUGGACCAUGUCGGGGGUCCGGAGCAGACGGACCAUGCUUGUUACUGGCAGGAAUGUGCAAGAGAAGGACGACCUUUCAAGGCGAAAUACAAACUUGUCAACCACAUUCGAGUCCAUACGGGAGAGAAACCGUUUCCAUGUCCAUUUCCGGGAUGCGGAAAAGUGUUCGCCAGAAGUGAAAAUUUGAAGAUUCAUAAAAGAACCCAUACAGGUGAGAAGCCAUUUAAGUGUGAGUUCGAUGGAUGUGAUCGUCGAUUUGCCAACAGCUCGGACAGGAAAAAGCAUAGUCAUGUACACACGAGUGACAAGCCGUACAACUGUAAAGUCAGAGGAUGUGACAAGAGUUAUACACACCCGAGUUCCCUAAGGAAACACAUGAAGGUUCAUGGGAACAUUUCUCCAAGUAUGGAGGAAAAGGAAUCAGACGAGAGUCACUCCGAAAGUGAAGCCCCUCCUCCUAGUCCACCGUUAUCAAAAUCCCUGCAGACCCCAGUCCCGGGCAAUACGACCGGAAGCUCGCAACCACAGCAGCAGACGACACCCGUUUCGUCAAUAUCGAGCCCGACCUUGCCACACGAAGUAAAUUCUAGUCUUCCACAUAAUAACACAACGAACCUUAGCGAAUGGUAUGUUUGUCAAGGAACAAACGGACCCCCGGGAAUGAGUAUUUCCCACACGAGCGAGCAAUCUCCUUUAAGUAAUCUCGGUCAUCUUCAAAAUCUUCAACCACCUCCCAUUCUUCAGUUCUCUUGAAGGGUCGAUUUUUCACCUGAAGGACCUCUGCAGAUCAUCGGUGUUAAAACGAUCAUGCUUACCUCCUGCAAAUAAUUCUACACCUAAAGUUCGAUAUUUGUAUUUUCUUGUUUCUGUGUUUUGGAUCUCUGAGAUUUCUUGAUCGGGUUCGGGGAUUAUGAAAAUGAUUUGUAGUCGUGACUUAUCAAUGUGUCAUUUACAGUUCUAGUGUUUUAAACCGACCGAGAGGAACGAAUUCUCACGGGUUUACCCCCAGAUGUUCUAAGCUACAGAUAACUAUAUAUUUGAAUUAGGAUUAAGUUAUUUUCACAUUUCAUUUUAUUGUCAUUAAUCAAAUUAUACACCUGUAUGAUGAUAUUGUGAUCAGUGAAUACUUAUACCCAUGUAUAACAUGGCUAAUAAUGUAAAUAAAAUACCUAUGAAUUUAUA